GCAGCGACGCACUCAAUCCCGAUAUAAAAGCCUCCAUCGCCCAUUCACCCGUUCGCAGUCAGUGAUCGUUCGUUUAAGUGACCACUAGGUUUCGUGAAAGGACUUUUUUAAUUAUGAAUACAAGGUGUUUAUUAGUGCUAGCAGCCGCCCUGGGCGUAGCGGUCGCGCAAGAAUCCUUCAAAUGUCCCGACGACUUUGGCUUCUACCCUCACCACAUCUCGUGCGACAAAUACUGGAAGUGCGACAAUGGUGUUGCGGAGUUGAAGACCUGCGGAAACGGUUUAGCAUUCGACGCCACAGACUCUAAAUACCUGACUGAAAACUGCGACUACCUCCACAAUGUUGAGUGCGGAGACAGGACACAACUUGAACCACCAGUUGGCACAACUCACUGCAGCAGGCUGUACGGUAUCUUCCCUGAUGAAGCCAAGUGCGAUGUCUUCUGGAACUGCUGGAACGGUGAAGCCUCUCGCUACCAGUGCAGCCCCGGUCUGGCCUACGACAGGGAAGCCCGUGUGUGCAUGUGGGCUGACCAGGUUCCUGAAUGCCGGAAUGAAGAAGUAGCAAACGGUUUCUCUUGCCCUGCUCCUGGUGAAGUUUCCAACGCUGGAUCCUUCAGCCGUCACGCCCACCCUGAGGACUGCCGGAAAUACUACAUCUGUCUUGAAGGAGUUGCCCGCGAAUACGGUUGCCCCAUCGGCACAGUUUUCAAGAUCGGAGACUCCGAUGGAACUGGUAACUGCGAAGACCCAGAAGAUGUUCCCGGAUGCCAAGACUACUACGGUGAUGUAGACCUCAAGGCGCUGAAGAAGAUAGGCUAUUGAAUGUCAAGGAGCAACUCCAAAGACAGAUUAAAGUUCAAACUACAUGAUCUAAUUUAAAUUUCGUAAUUGUAUGAAGCUCCUACCUACCGCUGUAGUGAUUCAAAACAUCCAUUCACUUUUUCUUUAUUUAAUACUCGAUACUCAUACGGCAUUACAAAUAAACAUGGUAUAAAGUUACAACUGCGAAUAAACCAAGAAUAUGUAAAACGAUAUACCGCUGACAACAAUGAUGAUUCUGAAGAUUCCGAAUGUCAGGCAGUCUUGCGAAUAAACGCGGGAAACGUUAUACGUCCGAAUAAACCAAUUAUAAGCACAAUUUUAUUGUGUAAGCAUUUUAUAUAUUCCUAGUUUAUUCUCAGUUAUAACUUUAUAAUAAGUUUAUUUGUAAGGCCGUUAAACACUUAAUUAUUGUCUAAGGAGGCGCUCUGAAUGGAAUAAGAAUUCCGUAAACCAUUCUCGACUCAAAAUUAUAUUUAAAAUUUUUUGGCAGAAAUUGAAAGUAUUCCAACAUUUUAAUUGUUGCCAAAAAAUUUAGUCCUCGAUGUGGCAUUUACGUCACAGUAAUUUAGUCAUAUAAUAGGCUUAAGAUAGAUUUAAUAAUUUUAUAUUUUCUGUAAAUAAACAUAUAUAUUAUAA
This is a messenger RNA of Leptidea sinapis, 1460 nucleotides long. RefSeq names its product protein obstructor-E (gene Gasp). The transcript is spliced from 5 exons. Lineage: Eukaryota; Metazoa; Arthropoda; Insecta; Lepidoptera; Pieridae. The record is from RefSeq and is a predicted model, not a curated record. Gene Ontology annotation, molecular function: chitin binding. Gene Ontology annotation, cellular component: extracellular region. Bases 114 to 824 code for a protein of 236 amino acids.